AGUUUCUCCUAAGGCAAACACACACACAUGAGACGAGGACAAAAGACAGAGAGAGAGAGAGAGAGUGUGUGUGUGUGUGUGUGCGGUAAAGCGAGGCAGACUUUGUCCAUGCAGCAGGUCAUCUUGGUCGUCGUCGUCGUGGUUUCAGGAGCUUCUAAGUGGUCUGCGAGACAAACUGGGACACACAGUGACGGGGGAAGCGGUGAACAGGUGAUGUGUCCUCUGAGGGGAUCGAACACACGGGCGGACUGAGGAACAACAGGAACAACCUGCACUCAGGUGUCGUCAGGAUCUUUGAGUUCUCUGACUGCAGCUUCGAACAGAUUUAAGCUCCUUUAAGCUCCGCCCACUGCAGACAAACAUCAUGACCUCCUCAUCACCAGCUCUGUCUUCAUCUUCAUCAUCAUCAUCAUCAUCUACCUCAGGGAAUCAGCUCCUCUCCUCUUCUUCGUCUCCUCUUCGUCCUCAUCUGUCUCUGCAGAGUCCAGAACUACAGGCCGAGUUUCUGCGAGAGUGUCAGAGCAGAUUCCAGUUCAACAGGGACGUCUGUGAAUCCAAUGAAACACACUCCCCCUCCCCCGUCACCCCCUACUCACCUCUGCCGUCCCCCUUCAGCCCUGCACCCACCUCCUCCCCCGGCAGCUCCUCGUCCUCCUCGUCCUCCUCUCCCUGCUUCGACAACAGACGAGCUCGUCUGUCUCUGUCUCUGUCCAGCCCCGAGCUCCUGUCAGAGCUGAAGCACUCGAGGACUCGUUCCCUCCGACAUGUCCCCGCGCACAAAGGACUGACCACCGUCUUCUCUGGACAAGGACGGGGGCGAGGAGGAGGACAGGUGAGCAAACACAAACAGGUGUCUGGCCCCGCCUCCUCCACUCAACAAACCAAUCAGAAGACCUCCCGCUGAUCUCUCAGCAGAUCCUGAACAUGGACUGACUCAGUCUGCUCUCUCUCUCUACAUCACAAACACUAACCCGGACAUUCAGACCUCUUCAGUCCUUCUUUUCUUCUCCCUGAGCUCAUGAACAGUUUGUAAUGAUCAAUUUGUUUUAAACUGUGAAGAGUUAAGAAGUCAUUAAUUUCAUGUAUAUGUGUGAAUAAAGAUGUAACACUAGUGGAA
Messenger RNA from Labrus bergylta (ballan wrasse), 1117 nucleotides. RefSeq names its product espin. NCBI's taxonomy places the organism in Eukaryota, Metazoa, Chordata, Actinopteri, Labriformes, Labridae. The record is from RefSeq and is a predicted model, not a curated record.